Molecule: messenger RNA, 1756 nt
Organism: Sphaeroforma arctica JP610
Lineage: Eukaryota; Ichthyosporea; Ichthyophonida
Exons: 9
Coding region: 103-1320 (405 amino acids)
Cellular component (GO): endomembrane system
Molecular function (GO): acyltransferase activity
Source: RefSeq, a predicted model, not a curated record
CUGGCGUGCGUCGGAUAGACCAGCAGAAUCAUAGCAACGUAUAACACAUCAUAUAUUAGAGAGAUACUGUGAGGUAAGACAUAAUCACCUAGUAGCGAGAAGAUGGCUGUACCUGAGGAUUCGCUUCCGAUGCGGAAGAGAGACAGACUUCGUGAGGUGUUAUACCAAAUUUUUGGGGGCCUCAACGUAUUGAUGACUUCCGUUGGUAUCAACUUCCUUUUCAUGGGCCCCGGAGCAAUUGUGUGGUCGUAUAGCUCACGCCACUACCGAUUCUUUUCCAACAUUUUGCAAGCCAUGUGGAUUGACGGAGUGUCAUAUGGACUGCCGGCGCCUGUCCUGGUGAUUUCGGGUGACAUGCCCCCAAUGAAGCAAAACCUGGACGACGAUGUGCACAGUGCUAUCAUCAUCUCCAAUCACACAGUGGACUAUGACUGGUACUGCUUAUGGCUGCUGGGCCGCGCCAGAGGCUACCAUGGUGUCAUGAAGAUCAUUUUGAAAGACUCUUUGAAGCACUUGCCGGUGUUCGGCUGGGGGAUGCAGUAUUUUGAGUUCAUCUUCCUGGCACGCGACUGGUCCAAGGACAAGCACAACCUCUACAAACUGCUGCGGUCGUUUGUACAUGAUGACAUGCCGCUGUGGCUGCUGCUCUUCCCCGAGGGUACCACCAUUUGCAAAGAGAGUCUGGAGAAGUCUUCUAAUUUCGCAAAGAAAAGCGGAAGAAGAGUGUUUGAUAAACAUCUACUGAGCCCGCGAACCCGCGGAUUCGAUGCUUGUUUGGACGCGAUGAAAGUAGGCACGCCGACAGUGUAUGACAUCACGAUGGCGUACGACAGCUACAGCGGCGAGAUCGUAACGAAUGAUAUGGGCUACAACCGAAAUAUAGACGUGAACAUCCCUACAAUGCUCAAGCUGCUGUCGGGCGAGAGGUGUCCGUUUGUGCACUUCCACAUCCAGCAAAUUCUGUACGAAGACAUAGAUUUACACAACACAGAGAAGUUCUUGGACGAUCUGUGGGCGGCGAAAUAUGACCGCAUGGAGCGGUUUACUAAACUUAACAAAUUCGCUGAGGAGGACACGGGUGGCAAAGCCAUUCACGAGACUGUAGCCAUCAACCCCACAUCAGCCAUCAUUGCGUGGGCGGCGGCUAUUCUGGGCUCUUAUUGGACGUAUCAAUUAAUAAAGUACCACCCGUACAUCUUCGCCAUCAUAUUCUUGCCGUUCGCCGCGUACCGUACGCUUUGCCGGCUGAUUGACUGGGAUUAUGGGAAGUUUGGUGAACCCCUUGAAGCCUCAAAAGCGUCAGGGAAAAAGGAGCUGUAAGGAGUGUAUACGAGACUAAUGUGAUUUUUAGUAAGGUGUAUACCUUAACACCUAUCAAGCGUAUCUUAUAUGCUGUGAACAAGGCUCUGGCGCAGGUGCAACUCCGUGCCCCAAGUCGUUCUGUUCCCGUGUCACACACGCACAGGGAAGUUGGACUACUGAAAGUUAGUGCGACCACGCAAUCCGACUGUGCCCAACUAUGCACAUUCGUGAACCAGUCCAAAGUGCCCGUCUCUACUUGAUCAGGCGAGAGUACGACAAACGCACGUCGCAUGGCACUAUCCAAAGGUGCGACACUAUAUUGUUGUAUUUCGUGGCCUCGAGCACUAUCGCGCCAACAUCUCGAUACUACAGUAUUUCAAUUUACGAGGCACUGACAACACGUGUCAUACCAAACGCUCUGCGCAGUCAAUAAAACAACAAAGUACAAUAGAGC